Messenger RNA from Elgaria multicarinata webbii, 1258 nucleotides. It is a transcript of the gene RBMX2, whose product is annotated as RNA binding motif protein X-linked 2. Bases 52 to 975 code for a protein of 307 amino acids. The transcript is spliced from 6 exons. Gene Ontology annotation, biological process: mRNA splicing, via spliceosome. NCBI's taxonomy places the organism in Eukaryota, Metazoa, Chordata, Lepidosauria, Squamata, Anguidae. The record is from RefSeq and is a predicted model, not a curated record. Gene Ontology annotation, cellular component: U2 snRNP; catalytic step 2 spliceosome; precatalytic spliceosome. Gene Ontology annotation, molecular function: RNA binding.
GGAGCGGGGAGGCGGGAUCACGCUCCCGCAGUAUGCUAGGACGCGGGACGCAUGCGCAGAAGCGAAGGUGCCAAGAUGAACCCGCUAACCAAAGUGAAGCUGAUCAAUGAACUGAAUGAACGUGAGGCACAGCUGGGCGUGCAAGAUAAGGUCUCCUGGCAUGCGGAGUACAGUGACAGUGCCUGGGUGUUUGUGGGGGGUCUGCCGUAUGAGUUGACAGAAGGUGACAUUAUCUGUGUUUUUUCACAGUAUGGGGAAAUUGUGAACAUAAACCUGGUCCGCGAUAAGAAGACAGGGAAAUCCAAAGGUUUCUGCUUCAUUUGUUAUGAAGACCAGCGAAGCACCAUUCUCGCGGUUGAUAAUUUUAACGGGAUAAAGAUAAAGGGAAGGACAAUUCGUGUGGAUCACGUGGCUAACUAUCGCCCACCAAAAGACUCAGAGGACAUCGAUGAUGUUACGAAAACCCUCCGGGAAAAGGGAUGUGGUAUUAAAACGCCUCCCCCAAGUUCUUCUGAGUCCUCUGAAGACGUUGAGGUGGAAGUGAAGAAGCACAAAAAAGAGAAAAGCAAGAAGAAGAAGAAAGAAAAGCGAGGGCAUCGGAAGCGUGUGAAAGAGGAAACGCUUGCUGAUGUCCCACCUUCUAAAGCCAGGAUCAAAGUGGAGAAGGAAGACCCGGGCUAUGAACGAUACGCUAGCGGAAGUCAGCCAUCCUGGAGCAACAUGUCCGGGCACAAACAUGCAAGCCGGGUGCAGCAAGAACAAGAGCCCAAGUACGAGCGGGUGAGAGAGAGGUCUCGGGAAAGAGGCACCGAUCGGGACAGGCAAGAGCAGAGGACAUCCCACAGUGAGGAGAAGCACAAGAAGGCAGACGCUCCCAAAGAAAGGCUCCAAGCAGCUGAAAGCAGACGAUCCCGAGAGCAGUGGGAGAGCAGAGACAAGCCUUCCAGGGAGAAGAAGUCCUCGAGCCGCUACUAACCCACCUGCCCUUUCCACUCUUGCAAGCGGGAAAGAGGGACAUGGUGGCCAAACUGCCAGUCUAUCAACUUGGGGGUCGGGUGACUGGCCUGAAUCCUUUUUGGGGGGUGAUAUGGGGCAGUCUUUUCUGCUGAGCUUGCUUCCUCUCUUCAGAAAAGAGAGGCAUAAGGAACAGAUCUGGGCUCUCCAUCUUCAUCCCCUGAAUUUUGGAUCGCAAGCAGUAUUCUGGAAUUUUAUUUUUUAUUUUUCAAAUCUGGGAUUAAUAAAUCCAUGUUGAAUGGUU